AUGAGUUUUGAUCUUAAACAAUCUCUUAAUUUCGCUGAACUUAAACGUUCUAGAAAAAUACAACAGCAUAAUGAGAAUAGGAAAAAAAUACGUCGAGUAUAUUAUGAAUCAUCACUGAUUGAUAAUUUAUCGUUUCAUGUUAGUGAUGAAUUACCCAAUGUUGUUUCAACACUUGCACUUAAUAUGAAUACAAAUCCAGAAUCAACUAAUAAAAUAGUACAUGAUUGUUUAUCAAAAGUUUUAUUUGAAAAAGAUGCUCAAGAUGAAGAUAAUAUAAUCAAUCUUGAAGAAAUACAGAGCAAUGCCGUGAACUGUACUCAAGUCUUCAAAAAUUCAUUCAAUAAUUUGCAAUCAUCCAAUGAUUCACCCACCAUUGAUAAAAUUUUAUUACAUUGCUAUACCGAUAUGUCAAGAAAAGAGUUUUGCUCGACGUUAUUAAACAUACUAAGAGAUGCUCAUAUCUCUAAAUCACAUGCUAAUCGUCUUUUAUCUUUCAUCCGUUCUACAUUGCCGAUACCUAAUGCUGUACCAACAAGAAUAGAACAACUUUUAGAAUUCUUAGAAAUCGAUAAUUAUCUUCUGAAAAAAUAUAUGCUAUGUACAAUAUGUAACAAUAUUUUAUCUCAUUCGGAUACUUUUUGUGCAAAAUGUUUAUGUUCUGAUAGUAAAUGUUUCGCCAUAGUUUAUGAUAUGAACGUGGAACAAUUAAUUAAAAAGAUUUAUAUUCGUUUAAAAAUGGACAUUGAUGAAUAUCGUGAACAUCUUCGGACAAUGAAUGAUAGAGAUGAUAUGAAUGAUAUUGUUUUCAACAAAAUUUAUCAACAGUUAUUGAGAGAUAAUACGAAUAAAAAUUUUAUAACAUUUUUACUUCAUGUAGAUGGAAUAAGUCUUUCAGAAUCUUCCAACUUGAAGAUGUGGCUUUUUAGUGGAUCGAUAAUAGAACUAAGACCACAAUUGAGAAAUCGUCGCUACAAUAUGGUGCUGUUUUCAUUAUGGUUUAGUUAUACUGAACCAGAUACACAAAUUUGGUUAAUCAAUUGUAUAGAUUUAAUCAAAUUUAUCAAAAUGAAAGGUGUUAUAAUAGAUCACAAUCAUCGUAUUGAUCUCAAAUUUUUAUCUAUUACCGGUGAUAGUCCAGCUUUACGGAAUAUUCUUAAGUUUAUUGGACAUGGAGGUUAUUUCUGCUGUAAUUUCUGUUAUACACGUGGUCAACAUAUUGAAAGAAAACGACAAUAUUUUUAUGAAAAAAAAACGGUUCUUCGUUAUAGCUCAACAUAUAAUAAAGAAUCAGCAGCAGCUGAAAAAACGAAAAAAAUUAUAUAUGGACAUAAAGGUAUUUCUAUUUUACAAAAUAUACUUGAUACAAAAUUACCAGAAGCAAUAAUAAUCGAUUAUCAACAUGUCAGUUUACUAAGACAUACGAAAACAGUUCUUAGUACAAUUUACAAACAAUUUAAUCCUUCUCAUCGUCGAUUAAUUGAUAUUAAACUGAAAAAUCAAUGUUUUCCACAUUUUUUCAACCGACGUAUGAUACCUUUCAAGAAUUUAUCAUUUAUAAAGGCUAUUGAAUUACGUAAUAUUUUAUUGUAUGGAUUUUUACCUUUAUCAUAUGAAUUUAUGAAUCGUGAACAAUUAGCUCAUUUCGCUUUAUUCAUAUGUUCUUUUCGUUUAUAUCAUUCUCAACCUCCAAUGUUUGGUCGAGAAACCGUAAGAAUAGCAAAUCAAUUGUUCGAACAAUAUUAUAAAGAUCAUAAAAAAUUUUAUCGUCUUAUUCAAAAUUAUGUUCUUCAUUUACAUUCCCAUUAUGGUAAUCAAUAUGUUAAUUAUGGAUCAUUGGCAAAUAUUGGAUGUUUUUCUCAAGAAGAUCUUUUAGGUCAUAUUAGCUCUAAUACUCAUGGUACAAGAUUUUUUUGUGUAUCAUUGGAAAUGAAUCGAUCUCCUAGAAGAAAAACACAACCAAAAAAAUUUUCACCUACACAAUCUUCAAUAUAUUCUCCUCAAAAUUAUUUAUUACGAUUCGAAGAUAAUGGUGAACUGAUUGUGGCAAAGCGAUCUAGUAUCAGAUCAAUUACCGAAGAUAAAGCAAUUGUUGGUGUAGGUAGAAAACGUCGUAUAGCAACAGUCGAAGCUAAAGGAAGUUAUAGUCAAUGUAAUGUUAUGUAUGAACAAAUGACAUCAGAUGAAUCCAACGUCACAAAUGAACAAGAAGAUAUUUUUGAUCAAUCAAAUGAAUCAGAGGAAGAUGGCUCAUUAAGUGACGACAACAAUCAAAAUCAAAUACAAAUACACUUACCAUUAACACAAAAAAGAAAGUUGUCUUCGUUAAUAAUGGAUGAUAGUGAUGAAGAUUAUUUUUAUCGUCUUUUAGAAGAAUCUGACGACAAUUUACCUAUAUUGAAACAGGAAUUAACAACAAAUCAAAGUUGUUGUUUAUUUUCAGUGCAUGUUCUAUAUCAAACAUUCGAUAGCAUGACCAAUUCCAUUGUACAAAAAUUUGAAAAAAAACUGGAAGUUUUUAGUAAAAAAAUUGAUCAACUACUUCCAAAUUCAGUUGAUCAAGGCUUAAAUUUAUACAGAGACAAGGACGAGGUUUUUCGUUUGACUGUUAUGUAUAAUGGUAAAGAUCUAUUAACAACACGUGCUAGAGAUAUAUAUGAUUUCGCUCGGCAAACUUUACGAAUAUUAUUCACACCAAAAGAAUUGAACGAAUGUAUUUUGCCACCAGGUAGAAAACAUUUAGCACGACCUGCAUUAGAUGCAGAACGAUUCGAUAAAUUUCACGAAGCCGUUCGCGUCAAAUAUCAUAUAUCAGCAUUACAUUAUGAUUCCUGUUAUUCAAAGUUAAUUAAACCACGAUUAUCUGACUUUUUAUGUGAUGAACGAAAACGACAAGCGAAAGCUCUCGUACAAUCCUCAACAGCAGCAGAAAACACAUUUCAAGCUCUUCAAUAA
Messenger RNA from Rotaria sordida, 2952 nucleotides. The record is from the annotation of a GenBank genome assembly. Lineage: Eukaryota; Metazoa; Rotifera; Eurotatoria; Philodinida; Philodinidae.